CACCACCACUGUCCCUGCCCUCGGAAUUAUAAACUCCAGUGUGUAUAAAACCCCCCACGGCAGCCUCCUCACCAAUCGCCCCGUCGUGCAUUUCCAUUUCCGCGCGCGUCACGGUCUCUCGUUGCGUUGCGUCGUCGAGCCCGGCACGUACGUAGGCAGUAGCUGGCGCCGGCGGCGGCAGGGGAAAGAAUGACGAUGCUGGGGCAGCCCCCGGUGCCGGUUCAGGCGUUCGGGGACACGACGCUGACCAAGGUGUUCGUGGGCGGGCUGGCGUGGGAGACCCACAAGGACACCCUCCGCGAGCACUUUGAGCGCUUCGGCGACAUCCUCGAGGCCGUCAUCAUCUCCGACAAGCUCACCGGCCGCUCCAAGGGCUACGGCUUCGUGACGUUCAAGGAGGCGGAUGCGGCGAAGAAGGCGUGCGAGGACGGCACCCCGGUCAUCAACGGCCGCCGCGCCAACUGCAACCUGGCUUCCCUGGGCGCCAAGCCGCGGACCCAGCAGCAGCAGCCGCACCUCCUCCGCCCCUCGCCGCCCGCCACCCCGGCGCCGCACAUGCCCGCCGCCCCUCAUCACGGCCACCACCACCACCAGCAGCCCGCGCCAGCAGCCAUCGUGGCCGGGUCCAGGGGCAUGUCGCCGGUGCCGUGGUACUACCACCCCUCCACGACGCCUCCUCCGCCGCCGCCGCCGCCCCAGGCGCCGGCGCACUACGGCCACGGCGCUCAUCCCCAGCACCAGUACCACGGCGUCCUCCCCUUCUAUCCCGCCGCCACCAACUACGGGUACUCCCCGAACUACGUCGCUGACUUGAGCUACAACGCGAAGCUAGGCCAAACGGCAGCGGCGCCUGGAGCGGCCGGGUCCUACAUGCAGGGGCACUUCCCCUACCCAGCGGCGGCGGCAGCGCAGGGCGGCAUGCUCGCGCCCAACGCCAUGAUGCCCGUGUACCCAUACUACCAGUAUCACUAUCACGGAGCGCAGGGGCUCGGCGUCCCGGCCGCGCACUUCUUCCCGCCGGUCUCCGCCGCCGCCGUCCCCACCGUCCCCGCCAUCAUCUCAAAGCCCACCGUCAUGGUCCCUCCCAAAGUGGAGCAGGUGGCGGGGUGCAGCUGAACUCACGGCGACGACGGCUCGAGGAAAUUAAAAUGGGGGGCCAAAAUUAAGGUGCUCGAUCCAUCUGCCUGGUGUUAACAAAGCACAAGAAGGGGCUCGUCCAAUUGCGGGACUAGCCUGCCUGCCGCCUAUUACAUUCGUUCAAUUGCCUCUCUCUAACUCGUGCGCCCGAUGGAGGGGGCGCACGCCCAGCAAAAAAGUCUGUAACAAAGAUUCAAUUCGUCUCUCGUUUACCGACGUAUUUCCAACGGUAAACCCUUCUUGCAAUUGUCUGUAGUCCAAAAUCGCUGCAUGGGACAGUGAACCUCAAUAAAUUCGUCGUACGUCAUUCUCUUGCGCUGA
Messenger RNA from Brachypodium distachyon (stiff brome), 1458 nucleotides. Its product is annotated as probable RNA-binding protein ARP1. Bases 190 to 1116 code for a protein of 308 amino acids. NCBI's taxonomy places the organism in Eukaryota, Viridiplantae, Streptophyta, Magnoliopsida, Poales, Poaceae. The record is from RefSeq and is a predicted model, not a curated record. The transcript is spliced from 6 exons. Gene Ontology annotation, molecular function: RNA binding.